GCCACGAACCUUGAAAACACCGUGCUUCCAGGGGCACAGUUCUUCGUCAACGACCAGGGUGACAUUGUCUUCAGCGAGGCCUCAACGGAUUUGGCUGGUCAGCAGGUUCCGAUGCAGAUAGAAGUGCCGAGCAGCCACUACCGCUGGAAGGAAAGAGGCGCGGCCCUGGAG
Messenger RNA from Symbiodinium necroappetens, 171 nucleotides. The record is from the annotation of a GenBank genome assembly. NCBI's taxonomy places the organism in Eukaryota, Dinophyceae, Suessiales, Symbiodiniaceae.